Messenger RNA from Setaria italica (foxtail millet), 1076 nucleotides. RefSeq names its product probable cytokinin riboside 5'-monophosphate phosphoribohydrolase LOGL1. The coding region runs from base 136 to 795 and encodes 219 amino acids. The record is from RefSeq and is a predicted model, not a curated record. The transcript has 7 exons. Gene Ontology annotation, cellular component: nucleus; cytosol. Gene Ontology annotation, biological process: cytokinin biosynthetic process. NCBI's taxonomy places the organism in Eukaryota, Viridiplantae, Streptophyta, Magnoliopsida, Poales, Poaceae. Gene Ontology annotation, molecular function: hydrolase activity, hydrolyzing N-glycosyl compounds.
AGAAGCCUCGAUGGAUGCCGCCUUCAUUUGAAGCUCCCCACCACAAGCGAUAGCACGCGCACAGAAAGGCGAAGCCGAACACCCCUUCCCCCUCCCGGCUCCCGCCGCCACUGCCCGCUCCACCGUCCUACGGCCAUGGGAGACAACAGCGCGGCGGACGCGCCGGUGCCGGGCAGGUUCGGCAGGAUCUGCGUCUUCUGCGGCAGCAACCCCGGCAACCGCGCGGUCUUCGGGGACGCCGCGCUCGACCUCGGGAAAGAGCUGGUGGCGAGGGGGAUCGAUUUGGUCUACGGUGGCGGCAGCGUCGGGCUCAUGGGCCUGAUCGCGCAGACGGUUCUUGAUGGCGGCUGCAGUGUCCUCGGGGUGAUCCCAAGAGCACUCAUGCCCCUUGAGAUAUCUGGUGCUAGCGUUGGUGAAGUAAAGGUUGUCUCUGACAUGCACGAAAGGAAAGCUGAGAUGGCGCGACAAGCUGAUGCCUUCAUUGCUCUUCCUGGAGGGUACGGAACAAUGGAAGAGUUGUUAGAGAUGAUAACAUGGUCACAACUUGGAAUUCAUGACAAACCAGUUGGAUUGCUAAAUGUUGAUGGUUACUAUGACCCGUUGCUCACGUUAUUUGAUAAAGGCGCGACAGAAGGUUUUAUUAAGCAGGAUUGCAGAGAUAUAAUUGUUUCAGCGCCGACCGCCCAUGAAUUGCUGAAGAAAAUGGAGCACUACACACGAUCACACACGGAGGUCGCCCCACGGACAAGCUGGGAGAUGUCAGAGCUGGGCUAUGGAAAAGCACCGGAGACAUAGCAUACGCUUGCCAAGAUGACAUUUAGCGUUACUGGGCUGCAGGCACUGGCUUUCAAUUAUCAUCUUUUGAUCCAUCUAUUUAGUAGCCAUUCAUGCUACUUGUGCGCUCAAUUGUUACUUCAUCUGGUGAACAAGAGUACAAGAAUUUGUAUGUUCUUCAACAGUAACAGUGUUGGCAAAUGCAUACGUGAUUACAAUAGUUUGUUCCCCGUGGUUACAAUAAUACCCAUUGUACAACAAAGGUAUAUUAUGUUUACUGUUGCUACGUGUGGUUAUCAUUA